UUCUAUUUAUUGCAUAGCAUCUCAGCAUACUAACUUGUGGCAUGACCCUUGUGGGUUCAUUUCUUUGAGAGCAUUCACUUUCUGCACCAGCUAGUAUAUGUAGCCAAAGGGAGACACAAUAGUGAUGCAUUAUUCAAGUGAUAGUAUAUGAGAGAGAGAAAAAAACCAGAUAACACAGGUCAUAGAAAGUGGAAGAGUGCGUAUAUAAGUAGGAUCUAAAGGGUUGGGAAAACUGUGAUAAGAGAUUAUUAUCAUGGGGAAAGGAAGAGCACCAUGUUGUGACAAGACUCAAGUGAAGAGAGGUCCGUGGAGCCCUGCAGAAGAUCUUAAACUCAUAGCCUUUAUCCAGAAAUAUGGCCAUGAAAACUGGCGCGCUCUUCCAAAACAAGCUGGGCUUCUGAGAUGUGGAAAAAGUUGUCGUUUGAGAUGGAUUAAUUAUCUAAGACCUGAUGUGAAGAGAGGCCAUUUUACACCAGAGGAAGAGGAAACCAUCAUAAGGCUUCACAAGGCCAUGGGAAACAAGUGGUCAAAGAUUGCAUCACGUUUGCCUGGUAGGACAGACAAUGAGAUCAAGAAUGUGUGGAACACCCACUUAAAGAAAAGGUUGGCCCCUAAAAAAACUUCAGAAUCAAGUACAGAGGAAUCCAAGCCAGAAUCAACAAUAACUUCCACCUCUUCCUCUUCCUCUCAGUCAUUUUUCUCAAUUGAGAGGCUAAAUUCGGAUAAGAGCACAACACCUUAUAAUGAGGCAUUUUGUGACCAAUCAGAGCAACUAUCUAUGGAAGAUAAAAUUGAGCAGGAUUCAGAAAAAGCAGUGUCAAGUGAACUAAUUGGCAUGACUGAGGAUCCAAAAGAGUCAUCAGCUUCAUUUUCUUGUGAGUCAAAUAUUGUGAACUCAAUCCAGAAUGUUGCACACAAACCAGAAGAGAAAUUGGAGUCUCCAAUAUCUGUAUCAAUAUAUUCUGUUGAGACAGAUAUUGUAAAUUCAGACCAGAAAGUUACACACAAACCAGAACAACAACUGGCUUCUCCAUUAUCCUACCUAGGAGCUUAUGAUGUCGACCAUAUUUUAGAAGAGGUGGAUAAACCAGACCACCUGAUUGAAAUUCCAUGGGAACCAGAUUAUGAGUUUUGGAAGUUGUUAGAUGAUGAUAGCCCUGGAUCCUUUCAAUCAAACGAAGUCCAAUUAGGUGAGUUCUCAGCCAACCAAAACAUCAUUCUUGGAGAAGAGGGUGAAGCAAGGAAGUGGACCCAUGAUUUUGAGAAUGAGUUUGGAGUAGUAGGUGAGAUAAAGGAGUCAAACAAGGAUCAUAAUUUCCUACCAAAGAACUAUGCAGUUGAGCCAGAAAUGGACCACACUCAGGCAUUUGAUUUCGAUGGUAUGACACAAGCAGAAUCUGAAUUGGACUUUGGUUCUAUACAAUUAUGGCCCUCUUCCCCUCAAAAUACUAGUCUCUACUUUAAUACAGACCAGUAGUUGGAAAACGAGUCCAUAUGUAAGAAUCAAUCACGAAACAGUGAUUUACUUAGUAGGUAUACUGACUAUGAUAAAUUAAUCAAGCAGAAUAGGUCUCUUUGAUGUACGAUGGAUUUCACGUAUCCCCUCCAAAAUCAAGUUAGAACAGGUUGUAGAUUGAAGCACAAAUAUGCAGUAUAUUGAAUAAAUUGUUGGUAAACAACAACUAUCAUAUACACCAUGAAAGUGGGUAGGUGAUAUUCUCCACUUACUGCCACUAGUGUGACAUUUUUCUUCAUGUCCCCACACCUUUGAAGAAUUCAAAUAAUAUAAGCUUGCAAGUAUAAACGACUACCACUGUAGCACGUAGAGUUUGCCACAAUA
This is a messenger RNA of Vigna unguiculata (cowpea), 1840 nucleotides long. RefSeq names its product transcription factor MYB63-like. NCBI's taxonomy places the organism in Eukaryota, Viridiplantae, Streptophyta, Magnoliopsida, Fabales, Fabaceae. The record is from RefSeq and is a predicted model, not a curated record.